Closterium sp. Naga37s-1 is the source of this 453-nucleotide messenger RNA. The record is from the annotation of a GenBank genome assembly. NCBI's taxonomy places the organism in Eukaryota, Viridiplantae, Streptophyta, Zygnematophyceae, Desmidiales, Closteriaceae.
AUGGGCUGGAUAGACCAAUCAGAGCCAGGUAUUCUGUUGCUUGGUGCUGCUUUGACCUGGUUUGACUCAGCCACAUGCGGUGGUUGCAUCUACCCGCAGCUUCGGGUGGUUGUACCGACACUCGUUGCCGAACCUGCAGUUGCCGGUCCUGACAUAGUGCUGGGGUUUGGCAAGAGAUUGCAGGUGAACGUACAGCACAGUCUGGCAGGCCAGGUCUCUCCGGAUGCUUCUGGUGGUGGUACAGCCGAAGGCGCGGCCCUGCAGGCAGCAGCCAUGCCUCUGACAGCUGCUCCUCCCACUCUUCCCACUCGCCCUCCCCUUGCCGCCACUGCUGCUGCUGCUGCUGCUGCUGCUGCUGCUGCUGCUGCGGCUGCUUCUGCUGCUGCUGUGGUGGCUUCGGGAGCUGAGCAUCUUGAGCAUACCCAACAACAGCAGCAGCGGCAGCUGGAUUAG